AUGAAGAACAAUUCUGUGCUAAAUGAAUUCAUUUUGUUAGGUCUUUCCAAUUCUUGGGAGGUUGAGAUUUUCUUUUUUGUGAUCUUCUUCUUUGCCUAUGCAUCAAUCUUGACUGGAAAUUGUCUCAUUAUACUUAUCGUAGCUCUGGACUCCCACUUGCACUCAACCCCCAUGUACUUCCUCCUGGCCAACCUUUCCUUUCUUGACAUGACUCUUUCUACUGUUACUGUCCCCAAGAUGAUCAUUGACUUUUUUAGAGAAAGAAAAACUAUUUCUUUGUGGGGCUGCAUGACACAGAUGUUUCUGGCUCAUCUCUUGGGAGGUAGUGAGAUGACUCUUCUCAUUGUGAUGGCUAUUGACAGAUAUAUUGCAAUAUGUAAGCCCCUCCAUUAUAUGACUAUUAUGAACCAUAGAAUUCUGGUAGGAAGUGUGCUGCUUUCAUGGACGGUUGGCUUUGUGCACACUAUGAGCCAAAUGGUCUUUAUGGUGAGUCUGCCCUUCUGUGGACCUAAUGUGAUUGAUGAUGUUUUUUGUGAUCUUCCUCUGGUGUUGAAACUUGCCUGUACUGACACUUAUGUCCUGGAGCUGCUCGUUGUUGCAUUCAGUGGGCUGCUUUCUUUGAUCUCUUUCAUUCUUUUGAUCAUUUCCUAUACAGUGAUAUUAGUUACUGUCCGGCGUCGCUCUCCUUUUGGACUAUCUAAGGCUCUGUCCACAUUAACUGCUCAUAUUACUGUGGUAACACUCUUCUUUGGACCAGUCAUCUUAAUCUAUGCUUGGCCAAUUAGUAGUUAUUCCUUAGACAAGUUUUUCUCAGUGUUUUACUCAGUUAUCACUCCUCUCCUAAAUCCAAUUAUCUAUAGUUUGAGGAAUAAGGAGAUGAAAGCAGCUAUGAUUAGACUGAGAAACCGGCAUAUCAGCUCCAAUCCAAUCUUUUAA
This is a messenger RNA of Antechinus flavipes (yellow-footed antechinus), 936 nucleotides long. RefSeq names its product olfactory receptor 4K13-like. Gene Ontology annotation, biological process: G protein-coupled receptor signaling pathway. The record is from RefSeq and is a predicted model, not a curated record. Gene Ontology annotation, cellular component: membrane. Bases 1 to 936 code for a protein of 311 amino acids. The transcript has a single exon. NCBI's taxonomy places the organism in Eukaryota, Metazoa, Chordata, Mammalia, Dasyuromorphia, Dasyuridae. Gene Ontology annotation, molecular function: G protein-coupled receptor activity; olfactory receptor activity.